Monomorium pharaonis (pharaoh ant) is the source of this 2391-nucleotide messenger RNA. RefSeq names its product transcription initiation factor TFIID subunit 6. Lineage: Eukaryota; Metazoa; Arthropoda; Insecta; Hymenoptera; Formicidae. The record is from RefSeq and is a predicted model, not a curated record. The transcript is spliced from 9 exons. The coding region runs from base 296 to 2239 and encodes 647 amino acids. Gene Ontology annotation, biological process: RNA polymerase II preinitiation complex assembly; transcription initiation at RNA polymerase II promoter. Gene Ontology annotation, molecular function: transcription coactivator activity; RNA polymerase II general transcription initiation factor activity; protein heterodimerization activity. Gene Ontology annotation, cellular component: SAGA complex; SLIK (SAGA-like) complex; transcription factor TFIID complex.
GUGUAAUGUUAUACAGCGGCUUUUGACCUGUUUGUAAUGAACGGUUUACAGUCCAAAUGAUCUGAAUAUUAGUCGAAGUGGUAUAAUUUAACGUGAUAAUCUCGGAAUAAUUGUGAAUAAGUAUUCACUAUGUCAAAGACACGAAUUAAGAGUAUUGUCCCUAUAAUUUUAACCUUCAAGGAUUUACUGCAUUUCAUGUCAACGGGCAUUUGCAGAUAAUGAAGCUGUUGAAUAAAGUUGAGCAGUAAUCUUAAAGUAAAACUUUGUCUACUAAUAUUUGCAAAACAAUUUUAAAAUGAGUGAAAAUGAAUCAAUGUAUGGGACAACUUUGUCCCAAGAGUCUAUCAAAGUAAUAGCGGAAAGUAUUGGCAUUGGCAACUUUCCAGAUGAAGCUGCAAAAGAUCUUGCUGAAGAUGUCAGUUAUAGGCUAAAAGAAAUUAUUCAGGAUGCUGCAAAAUUCAUGAGACAUGGGAAACGCCAACGAAUGACUGCACACGACAUAGAUCAUGCGUUGAAGAUUAAGAACAUUGAGCCAACGUAUGGAUUUUUUGCCAAGGAUUACAUACCAUUCCGCUUUGCAUCAGGUGGAGGUAGAGAAUUACAUUUUGUAGAAGAGAAGGAAAUUGAUCUUAACGAGGUUGUAGCUAUGGCUGGUGGACAGACAUGGCCAAAGCUCCCAUUGGAAAUUACAUUACGAGCCCAUUGGCUAUGCAUUGACGGAGUACAACCUACUAUACCAGAAAAUCCACCACCAGUAUCAAAAGAGGUCCAGAAAUUGGAGAGCGUUGAUCCAACAACUAAGCUCACCAGCAAGAAUCAAAAUAUAGGCGUGGGUAAACCAGGCGGCGGUGGCAAAAGCCAAAAGUUACGAAACGUCGAGACUGUUCAUGUGAAACAACUUGCGACGCACGAGCUUAGCGUGGAACAGCAAUUGUACUACAAAGAAAUAACAGAAGCGUGCGUGGGAUCCGACGAAGCUCGUAGAGCCGAGGCUCUUCAGUCACUCUCAGCGGAUCCGGGUCUACACGAGAUGUUGGCACGUAUGUGCACCUUCAUCGCGGAGGGUGUGCGGGUCAAUGUAGUACAGAAUCAUCUUGCGCUGCUCAUUUACCUCAUGCGGAUGGUCAAAGCCUUACUCGAUAAUCCAAGUCUUUACUUGGAGAAAUAUCUUCAUGAAUUGAUACCGUCGGUUGCAACUUGCAUAGUGUCUCGACAAUUGUGCAUGAGACCAGAGGUAGACAAUCAUUGGGCAUUACGUGAUUUUGCUUCCCGGCUGAUGGCGCAGAUAUGUAAAAAUUUCAACACCUCGACGAAUAAUGUGCAAACUAGAGUCACGCGUAUGUUUAGUCAAGCAUUGGCGAAGAAUAAUCAGACACCAUUAGCAUCUCUAUAUGGAGCGAUUGAAGGACUUUGUGAACUAGGACCAGAAGUGAUUAAAGCUUUGGUUAUCCCCAAAAUUAAAUCCGUCUCUGAGCGUAUUGAAUCAUGUAUCGAAGGCCAAGGGCUCUCCAGUGUAGACAAAAAUGGAGCAGGACAUAUUAAAACUUUGCUUGUGAAAUCAGUUGCACCAGUUCUGAAAACAAUACGAUCACCACCAGAUUACGUAGAAGAGUACAAACAAGAUUAUGGAUAUAUAGGACCUGCAUUAUGCACUGCAGUUGCGAAAGCUCGCACACAACCGACCGCUUUAACAACCACAGCUACAACUACAGCACUCACAACGAAUCAGCAACAAGGUUCCAAUUGCACAGGAAAAACGCUCGUGCAGACAGUUAGCAAUUCAAGUUCGGGUCAGCAACCUGGCCGCACAAUCAUGCUUGGCGCAAGUAGAAGCGCUACCGGAACUUCCGCCACCGGUGGACAGAAAUUCGUUAUCUUACAAUCCCGCUCGCAAACACCUAUUUCUAAUAUAAAUACCGCUAUCAAUACAAGUACAGUUCAACAGCAGCAACAGCAACAGCAGCAGCAGCAGACACAGGCACAAACACAACAAUCACAACAACCACAACAGCAACAGCAACAAGUUAAACUAGCGCAAACUAACGUCAACCAACAAAAAACACAUGUACAAAGUUCUACACCGAAGUUAGUUGUAGUGUGUAUGGCCACUAGCGGUCAUACUAAUACAACAUCAAUAACGCAGCAAGGGAAUUUAACAACAAAACCGCAAAGUGUCUUUGUUGCGCAGCAGAGUGUUGAAAGGCCGCUCAGUCCAGAGGAGGAACAAUCGUUUCAGUGAAAGUCUAUAUAUAAAGUAUAUAAGUGACAAGAGAUGAAAAUAGAACUUCCAAAUACUUCCUUUUACAGUUAAUACAGUUAAUACAUUUUUUAGAAUAGAAGAGAAGAUAUUUCUAAAUAAAAAAUAAAGAUUUAUGAAGACUAAGACAAAAA